AUGAAGCGGCCACUGAGCCCAUCUCCCCCAGUUGAGAAGGAGCCUCCUACAUCUGGAGCUACUGAGUGCCCUCCUCCAACCCCAGAACCACCUAAACCCAAACGGGAAAGAAAACGGCCCUCCUACACACUCUGUGAUGUCUGCAACAUCCAGCUGAACUCCGCAGCCCAGGCCCAGGUGCACUGCGGAGGGCGGGCCCACCAGCGGAGGCUGCGACAACUCAGCCUGGGCAAGACGCCCUCAGGCCCAGCAGGCCCUGCCUCCAGCUCCCCCAGUCCCCUGCUGGCCUCUCUGCCCCUGCCCACUCGGCCUCUGCAGCCCCCGCUGGACUUCAAGCACUUGCUGGCCUUCCACUUCAAUGGCACCACCCCGCUCAGUCUCUUCCCCAACUUCAGCACGAUGGACCCAGUCCAGAAAGCUGUCAUCAGCCACACAUUUGGGGUUCCCUCCCCUCUGAAGAAGAAGCUCUUCAUCUCCUGUAACAUCUGUCACCUGAGGUUCAACUCAGCGAACCAGGCUGAAGCACAUUAUAAAGGCCACAAGCAUGCCAGGAAACUCAAGGCUGUUGAAGCUGCCAAGAACAAGCAGAGGCUGCAAACGCUGGCCCGGGAUGAGGUGGUGGUACCCCUAGUCCCAACUCUGGCCAGUGGAGCCCCUGGAGAGUCGCAGAGCAAAGGUCCGGCCGCCUGUCCCCUCGGCCCUCCACUCCAGCUAUCACUGACCCCAGACCCACCAGCCAGGGAGCCAUCCCACCAGGACCUCUUGGAUGCUACCUCCUCUUCCACCUCCUCCUCCUGCCCACCUCGCUCCCCAGAGCCAGGCAGGGAGGCACCAGGGCCUGAGCCGCCAGCUGUGGCUGUGGGCAGUGGAGUGGGUGGGGAAGGCAGGAGCGAGAAGGGGCGCCUCUACUGCCCCACAUGUAAGGUGACCGUGAACUCAGCCUCCCAGCUGCAGGCUCAUAACACAGGAGCCAAACACCGGUGGAUGAUGGAAGGUCAAGGAGGGGCUCCCCGGAGGGGCCGAGGUCGCACAGUGUCCCGAGGUGGACCUGGACACAAGACCAAGAGAGUGACGGGGGGCCGGGCCCCCCGCCAAGGGCCUACCCCGCCUUUCCACUGUGCUCUCUGUCAGCUCCAGGUCAAUUCAGAGACCCAGCUCAAGCAGCACAUGAGCAGCCGGAGGCACAAAGACCGCCUGGCAGGGAAGCUUCCCAAGCCCCCCAGCCAGCACAGCAAGCUACAGAAGCACGCAGCUCUAGCUGUCAGCGUCCUCAAGUCUAAACUGGCCUUGCAGAAACAACUCACCAAGACGCUGGCAGCCCGUUUCCUGCCCAGCCCACUGCCCACGACAGCCGCUGCCAUCUGUGCCCUGCCAGGGCCCCUGGCUCUUCGGCCUGCACCCACAGCUGCAGCUACCCUCUUCCCAACUCCCAUCCUGGGUCCAGCUCUGUUUCGCACCCCAGCAGGAACAGUCCGCCCUGCCACAGGACCCAUCCUCUUUGCCCCCUACUAGCCCUCCUGGAGAGGCUAGGGCAGAUUUCCUGACAGCUACUAUCUUCCUCUGCUCCCCAGACACCUGCUCUCUGCACCCCACAGGGACUGCCUUCUGCACGUUAAGGGGAUCCUGUUCAGUAUAGGGCAGCUGCCCUUCACUCUGUCUGGACUGGGGAUCCAGCCAGCUCACUCGGUCCAACCAAUGGCUAUCUCCACUCCUUUCCUGGCCCUAGUCCUAGGCU
This is a messenger RNA of Dipodomys spectabilis (banner-tailed kangaroo rat), 1735 nucleotides long. It is a transcript of the gene Znf385c, whose product is annotated as zinc finger protein 385C. The record is from RefSeq and is a predicted model, not a curated record. Gene Ontology annotation, cellular component: nucleus. Lineage: Eukaryota; Metazoa; Chordata; Mammalia; Rodentia; Heteromyidae. The transcript has 8 exons. Gene Ontology annotation, molecular function: zinc ion binding; nucleic acid binding. Bases 1 to 1512 code for a protein of 503 amino acids.